AUGUUUGCUCCCGGCAAGCCCAAGAUCAAAACGAGAACCGUCCUCGUGAAGAAAGCACCCACCCCCACAGCGAACCCCUCACCGUCACCACACACACGACCAGGCAACGGCACACGUAGUCACAGCGCAUCAGGGCCGCCAUCGAAUCGAUACCAGUCCACCCCGCGCUCGCAAGCAGCCGCACGGGAACCAGCGCGCAAGUCGGUUUCCGUGUCGCGUGUCGACACUCGCAAGCGCAAGGGCACCGAUACACCGCAAUGGGCAAGCAGCGACGAAUCCAGCGAUGAUGAGGACAGUGACCGGCUGGGCGUCAAGCGACGGAGAACGCGGCCCGCGAGUAAUAGUAUUGAGCCUAUGAGUCUGAACCGCGCACUCGAGCCGGACUUGAAGAGACGUAUACGAACAGAGGAGGCAGACACAAAGGCCAAGGCGAACGGGACUUCGAACGGGACAUCAAAUGGAGUUGCAAACGGCACAAACGGCACGUCGGAUAUGCUGAAGAUGGCACAGGAAAACGCCGCCUUCAGGAAGAAAAAGGCCGUGUCGGGGAAGAGCACACUAAAACACGGUUUCGAAAUGACAAAAGACGACGUCGCAAAAGCCUACAAAUCCGCAUUCCCCGGUAGCGAGAAGAAGUUCACUGUCGAACUCCAAUACCCCAGCCUAUCACGCCCCGAGAAAUUCGAAGCCGUAGCGCGCAAAGAGGUAGACGAAGAAUACAGCCCCCUAGACGACAUCUACUUCAGCAUAGAAGAAAUCAUCCAGCACUAUCUCCCACCCGACCUCGCUGCCGAACUCUCCUCCGACGCCCUAGGUACCGUCCGCCUCCUAAAGCGCGCCGUAACCAAAGACGACCCGGAACUCUUCAAAGCUGAACUCGCCAAAUUCAACAAGCUGAUCAAGGACCAAUAUGCAGAUGGCACCAUACCACGUAUCCUCGACGACAUGCACGCCAUCCCCCUCAGCCUCGUCAAGCGCAUAACAGCACAAUCCUACAACCGCAUCGUCUCCCCACACGCACACCGCCUGCGCAAAGUCGAAGGAAAAGAGACCACCUACGGCGAACUCUUGACGCCUUUUGUCCACAAAAUCUUUGCGCAAACAGGGCUAAACAGCACACACACGUUUGUUGAUCUGGGUUCCGGUGUAGGCAACGUCGUCCUACAAUCCGCUCUCCAAACCGGCGCCGAAUCCUGGGGCAUCGAGAAGAUGAAACUAGCCGCCUCCCUCGGAUCGGAACAAGCUGCCGAACUCAAAGCGCGCAGUAAACUCUGGAACAUUACGCUCGGUCGCAUCGAGCUUAUCGAGGGGGAUUUCUUGGAAUCCCCGGAGAUUGAUGAGGUGCUGAGAAGAGCGGAUGUCGUGCUGGUGAACAACAAGGUGUUUGGCGAGACGCUGAAUAAUUUGCUGUUGCAGAAGUUUUUGGAUCUCAAACAGGGAUGCAAGGUGGUUAGUCUGGAGAGCUUCGGUGGGGGUGCCAAGCAAGGGGUUAGGAAUGAACAGAGUAUUGCGGGAUUGUUUGAUGAGGAGAAGUAUGAGAGUGGGACCAACAGCGUUAGUUGGGCGGGCGAGAGUGUUGAGUAUUUCAUCGCGGAGAAGGCGAGGUGA
This is a messenger RNA of Alternaria arborescens, 1608 nucleotides long. RefSeq lists its product as hypothetical. Gene Ontology annotation, cellular component: nucleosome; nucleus. Gene Ontology annotation, biological process: regulation of transcription regulatory region DNA binding; subtelomeric heterochromatin formation; DNA damage checkpoint signaling. Lineage: Eukaryota; Fungi; Ascomycota; Dothideomycetes; Pleosporales; Pleosporaceae. The coding region runs from base 1 to 1608 and encodes 535 amino acids. Gene Ontology annotation, molecular function: histone H3K79 methyltransferase activity; histone binding. The transcript has a single exon. The record is from RefSeq and is a predicted model, not a curated record.